AUGGCUGAUGCUAGACGUUUACCGGUAUUAAAAUUAAUGGCUCCUGCUCUUGCAAAAUUUCCAUCUUAUACAGGCCAAGAACCACCUGAUGAUUACUUGAAUAAAGUUAUUCAAUCAUGGGCAUAUCUUGAAGGGCAUAUGACAGUUCUUGAGAAUGCAAAUGCAGGAGAUUUUGACAAUGCAGUCAAGUGUAAUAUUUUAAAAUCUAUGAUGGGUGAAAAAUAUAUUUCAGUACUAGCAAAUAAUAAUUUUGUAGUAAAAAAUCCAGCUAUAAAUUCUCCAGAUACAUUACGGGCUUGGAUGAGAGCAAAAUAUCAGCGAGAAACUCCUUAUGAUACUCCUGAUACCUAUGAAGCCAGAAUUCGACCACUAUUAUUAGGAGUAGCAGACAAUGAUGCACAAGUUUUGGGAUUUCUUAAAAGUCAUUUAACAGGCAAUUUUUAUACUUGGAUGAGAAUUGUUAAUCCUGUAGGCAUUAAUGCAUUUUUUACUGAACUAAAAAAUAUGUGGCUAAAGCAUAGGCAAAAUUUGAGUGGAAGGAUCCCAGAGAAAUCAAGUCAAAUUGUUAAUCAAGUUCAAGCCUUACCUAGUAUAAAUCCAGUAUCCUAUUCUUUACCACUAGUUACCUCAGCUCCUCAACAGCAAGGGCAUACAAUUUCUUUAGAAGAUAUGCAAAAAGCAAUUCAGAAUGCACUAGUGCAACAAAAAACUGAAAACCAGACAUUAGUAAAGAAAGUUACAGAAUUAGAAUCUCAAAUGGCUAAGCAAACUGCUCCUCAAACUUUUGAAGCAGUUAGACAGCCAAGAGGUCUACUACCUUCAUUACAAAUGGAAAAAGAUAUGAAAAAUUAUUAUUUAUCACAAUACUUAAAUAAUUUAGAUAUAUUUAGUACAGAAGAUUUAGAGAGAAAUUAUCCUAUAAAGCCUUUUCAAAAACCUCAUCCAGAAUGA
Messenger RNA from Cetraspora pellucida, 951 nucleotides. The record is from the annotation of a GenBank genome assembly. NCBI's taxonomy places the organism in Eukaryota, Fungi, Glomeromycota, Glomeromycetes, Diversisporales, Gigasporaceae.